This is a messenger RNA of Symbiodinium sp. CCMP2456, 645 nucleotides long. The record is from the annotation of a GenBank genome assembly. Lineage: Eukaryota; Dinophyceae; Suessiales; Symbiodiniaceae.
AUGGCUGAGCACAUGGCUUCCGAGUUGUGGCGUGAUGUUUUUGAGGUUGAAGUGUCAGGCGAGCUACUGGAAGAUCGGUUGACGAAGCAGCUCUUGGCAGAUCGGCGUGUACUUAAUGCUUGGCAGGCAAAGCUUCUAAACGACAAGGGCGCCUUUUCCGCCGAAACAAAGGCCCGAGUGCAGAGAGGGGAUCAACUGGUCGGUGAUUAUGACAUGCCAGACAGCAACCCGGUGAUCAAAGUACUCACUUUCGGCAGACCAAACAUCCUUGUCGAGAAGCCUGCGGAGAUAGUCAACUGGCAGGGUCAUCGGGUCAGAAAAAGCGAGACUGCGCUUUUUCUCUUGAGGUGCUCGGCGGAUUCAGUGGAAAGCCUUGUUCUCAGCGUCCUUGGCUAUCAUCCGGACAAAGAGCCUCCUGAGGAACAAGGUCAAAGAUGGGCUGCCAACCCGCACCUCACUGAGGUUCUUGAAGAGGCAUUCAAAAGGAACCAGCAUGUGUUUUUCAUUUUGUGUUUCAAGCAGUUCUUCGUGGGCCUACUCCGCAUGUCCUCGGUUACAGAUUCCCGAUUCGGAGGCCCAGAAUUUUGGACCUGGAAACCGAAUGACAAGAAGGAACUGCACCAUAAUAACUUUGGGGUGCAGUGA